Messenger RNA from Momordica charantia (bitter melon), 1204 nucleotides. Its product is annotated as Single hybrid motif superfamily protein. NCBI's taxonomy places the organism in Eukaryota, Viridiplantae, Streptophyta, Magnoliopsida, Cucurbitales, Cucurbitaceae. Gene Ontology annotation, cellular component: nucleus. The record is from RefSeq and is a predicted model, not a curated record.
UGUGACGUUAUUUAAUGUAGGGGCAACAUUGACAUUGUCUGAAAUCUUCUUUCCGUAUGUUAUGAAAAAACAGUGCCCUAUCCUCGUGGGCCUACUUUGAAAUCCCAAACCACAAGGCCCAUUGGGCUUUUGUCGACGAAGAUUUUCUUUCCCAUUUCCCCGCCGUCCCGCCACGAAGCGCAGCAACCGAGCUAUUUCAGUCGGUAACUUAAAAUUCUCCGAUCGUCCAGCGGUUGCUUCUAAUAAUCUCCGAUGGAGCACGGCGGAACCGAUGAUGUUCAGACUACGGUUCGAAAUACUCCACAACCGCAGCCGCCGGAGGAGCAGCAACAACAACAACCGGCACAACCACUGCCGAGACCGUCCCAAGAAGAUGAACAAGACGAGGAGUUACGUAGACUUCUGGUUCCUGAUGUUCGUGAUCUCCCUCUAUCGCCUCCCUCUGCCGUCGACACCAAUUUCGUCUCGUAUUUCGUUCCCGAUUUUAUGAAGCAAGGUCACGAUCAGUACGUUUACCGCCACGCCAACGGCUUGUGCGUGAUUGGCUUGGCUUCUACGCACAUUGCAUUCAAAGAUAGUGGUGGUAUUACGGCCGUCGAUUUCAAUGUAGGGAAGUCUGAUCGCAGUAGCUUCAAGGUCACCGGAAAACGCAAGAAGAACGCUCAAUUCUUUGAGCCUAACUCUGCUCUAUGUAAAGUUGUCACCAAAGAUGCUUCUUAUAUUGUAAGGUGUUCUGUUAAAGGUUCUCUAUUGGAAGUAAAUGAUCGCUUAAUGAAGCAGCCAGAAUUGCUCAACACUGUGGCUCACAGAGAAGGGUACAUUGCUAUUGUUAUGCCAAAACCAGCAGAUUGGUUGAAAGUCAAAGAGUCAUUGCUGAGCCUUGAAGAAUACAAAAGACUGAGAGAAAUGCUUUGAGUCAUCCAUCCGCCUACACAAACAAGUAACUUUUCAGAUUUCUUCCAUUGAUGCUUCCCUCCAUUUGUUCUUUAACCUGCCAGGUUUAUCUCGCAGCUUGAGAAAUAGUUAUGCACCUCGCCUGGCAUUUUUGUGAUUUCAUAGAGGUGUAGAAGUUUAAAUCAUAUUUUAAUAUUAGAAAUUCCAUGCCUAUUUCAUCUUGAUCCUCAUAUUCUCAAAUAUUUAGUUUUGGUGCUUUGAUCACUGAAUUGAGAAUUCUAUAAGAAGUCUCCUGGUCCUUUCUGCUUAA